GAGGCUUCACGAAUCUCCACGACCGCUGCCUAGAUCUCGGGCCAGGAAAUAGCCCCUUCGCAGGAACCACCCUACCGGCCGAACAGGAGGCGGAGGGGGGGAGGCGGAGCGGCGCCGCGCUGCACUACUUUCCUCUCCGGUUGCAAAUGGCUGCCUCGUUCCCCACUUUCCGCUCAGUUUCCUGACCCCCCGGUGCCGGGAGCCGGGGUUGGGCCAUGCACCUCUAGGCCUCCCGCGAUCACAGCCAGCUGGGGGUCGAGAGGGUGCCACCGACCAGAGCCGGCCAAGCCGGGGGCGGGGCAGCUCCCGAGGCCAGAGGGGAAGGGAGGCGAGCGCUGGGCCUGGAGCGGCCGGAGGGGAGCGGGCAGAGGGCUCGCACCGCCCGCCCCUUCCUCUUCCUCGCCCACCUAGCCUCCUCCCUUCCCCGGGGGGAGCAGAGGUGGGGGUCUCGAAGCCGCCAAGGGUGAGCGCUUGGGGUCGAGAAGCCCAGCGCUGGGUGUGUGUCAGGUUCAGCCCCGCGGCCCCACCGGCUCCGCGUCGCGGGAGCUCGCGCGGCCCCAGGGCGCCGGCCCAGGCGGGGAGAGGGGCUCGGCUGUCCUGUGAGGGUCUCACGUUCCAUCCGGGUCCGGCGCGGGGCGGCGCGGCAUUCCUUCCGGGCUGCUGGGGUGGUGCCUCGACGUUCCAUCUGGAGAGCCUCGACGUUCCGCCCGAGCCCGGCGCGGGCGGCCGGGGCGCUGGCCGGGCCCUAGGACUGAGAGGCCGCCCGGCGACGCGGAUGCGGAGCCUUCUCGCCCAAGAUCAAAGCCACCGGUGCUCUCUUUGUGUCCGCACGGGAUUCGCUGCCCUGGGGCUGUCCAUGAAAACCUAAACUGCUGGAACCCGAGGCAGAGAACCCCCCCCUUUGGCUUCUUGCUCGGAGGGUGGCCACUCCGACCUGGAUUUACCGUUCUUGGCCCCCGUAAGCCCCCCCGUGCGGGGGGCGGCUGUGAUCGCUCUGGCGGUUGGAGGUCGGGGAGCGGCCCGGGCUCUGGCCAUGUUCUCGGAUGAGGAUUUCUGGAUCGCCCUUUGAAGAGGUCUCCCCGAGAGGGCCCUGCCCGGUCGGAGAGAGGGAUGGACAGCCAGAAGCAGCCUGGUGAGGAUAAAGAUUCAGAACCAGCAGCCGAUGGACCUGCAGCCUCUGAGGACCCAGGUGCCACUGAGCCAGACCUUCCCAAAACACAUGUGGGAGAGGUCUCUGUCCCCACUUCUGGGAGUCCCAGGCUUCAGGAGGCUUCCCAGAACUGCAGUGGGGGUCCAGUGCGGCGUUGUGCUCUCUGUAACUGCGGGGAGCCCAGUCUGCAUGGGCAGCGGGAACUACGGCGCUUUCAGUUGCCAUUUGACUGGCCCCGGUGUCCAGUGGUGUCUCCUGGGGGGAACCCAGGGCCCAAUGAGGUAGUGCUGCCCAGUGAGGACCUAUCACAGAUUGGUUUCCCUGAGGGCCUUACACCUGCCCACCUAGGAGAACCUGGAGGAUCCUGUUGGGCUCACUAUUGGUGUGCUGUGUGGUCAGCAGGCGUAUGGGGGCAGGAGGGCCCAGAACUAUGUGGUGUGGACAAGGCCAUCUUCUCAGGGAUCUCACAGCGCUGCUCCCACUGCACCAGGCUCGGUGCCUCCAUCCCUUGCCGCUCACCCGGAUGUCCACGGCUUUACCACUUCCCCUGUGCGACUGCCAGCGGUUCCUUCUUAUCCAUGAAAACAUUGCAGCUGCUAUGCCCGGAGCACAGUGAGGGGGCUACACAUCUGGAGGAGGCUCGCUGUACAGUAUGUGAGGGACCAGGGGAAUUGUGUGAUCUGUUUUUCUGUACCAGCUGUGGGCAUCACUAUCAUGGGGCCUGCCUGGACACUGCUCUGACUGCCCGCAAGCGUGCUGGCUGGCAGUGCCCUGAAUGCAAAGUGUGCCAAGCCUGCAGGAAACCUGGGAAUGACUCUAAGAUGUUGGUCUGUGAGACGUGUGACAAAGGCUACCAUACCUUCUGCCUAAAACCACCCAUGGAGGAACUGCCUGCUCAUUCUUGGAAGUGCAAGGCAUGCCGGAUAUGCCGGACCUGUGGGGCAAGCUCAGCAGAGCUGAAUCCCAACUCUGAAUGGUUUGAGAACUUCUCUCUCUGUCACCGCUGUCACAAAGCCCAGGGAGGUCAGCCUGUCAGUUCUGUUGCUGAGCAGCAUCCCCCUGUCUGUAGCAGAUUUUCACCCCCAGAGCCUGGCAAUAACACCACUGAUGAGUCCGAUGCUCUGUACAUUGCAUGCCAAGGGCAGCCAAAGGGUGGGCACGUGACCUCUAUGCAACCCAAGGAACCGGGGCCCCUGCAAUGUGAAGCCAAACCACUAGGGAGAGCAGGGGUCCAACUUGAGCCCCAGUUGGAGGUCCCCCUAAAUGAGGAGAUGCCACUGCUGCCCCCACCUGAGGAAUCGCCUCUGUCCCCACCACCAGAGGAAUCACCUACAUCCCCACCGCCUGAGGCAUCACGCCUGUCCCCACCACCUGAGGAAUCACCUGCAUCCCCACCACCAGAGGCAUUGCACCUGUCUGCACCGUCAGAGGAAUCGCCCCUCUCUCCACCACCUGAGGAGUCUCCUCUGUCUCCCCCACCUGAGUCAUCACCUUUUUCUCCACUGGAAGAGUUGCCCUUUUCUCCACCAGAAGAGUCACCCCCAUCUCCUGCACUGGAGACACCCCUGUCUCCACCACCUGAAGCAUCACCCUUAUCUCCACCAUUUGAGGAAUCUCCUUUGUCCCCCCCACCUGAGGAAUUGCCCACUUCCCCACCACCUGAAGCAUCUCGCCUGUCUCCACCCCCUGAAGAGUCACCCAUGUCCCCUCCACCUGAAGAGUCACCUAUGUCUCCACCACCUGAAGCAUCUCGUCCAUUCCCACCAUUUGAAGAGUCUCCUCUGUCUCCUCCACCUGAAGAGUCUCCCCUCUCCCCACCCCCUGAGGCAUCACGUCUGUCUCCACCACCUGAGGACUCACCCAUGUCUCCUCCACCUGAAGACUCACCUAUGUCCCCCCCACCUGAGGUAUCAUGCUUGUUCCCCCUGCCUGAGGUGUCACGCCUAUCCCCACCACCUGAGGAAUCUCCUCUAUCCCCACCACCUGAGGAGUCUCCCAGGUCCCCUCCACCUGAGGCUUCACGACUAUCCCCACCACCCGAGGACUCACCCACAUCCCCACCACUUGAAGACUCACCUGCUUCCCUACCACCGGAGGACUCACUCAUGUCCUUGCCGCUGGAGGAGUCAUCCCUGUCACCACUGCCUGAGGAGCUGCAUCCCUGCCCCCAGCCUGAGGAGCCACACCUGUCCUCCCAGCCUGAGGAGCCGCACCUGUCCCCCCAGUCUGAGGAGCCGCAUCUAUUCUCCCAGCCUGAGGAGCUGCAUCUGUCCCCCCAGCCUGAGGAGCCUCACUUGUCUCCUAGGCCUGAAGAGCCGCAUCUGUCCCCACAGCCUGAAGAGCUGCAUCUGUCCUCUGUGUCUGAGGAGCCAUGCUUGUCCCCCAAGCCAGAGGAACCACACCCGUCCCCUCGGCCUGAGGAACUGCGCUUAUCCCCCCAGACUGAGGAGCCCCACCUGUCUCCCCAGCCUGAGGAACCACACCUGUCCCCCCGGCCUGAGAAACUACACCCGUCUCCCCAACCUGAGGAACCGCUCCUAUCCCCUCAGCCUGAGGAACCACACCUGUCUCCUCAGCAUGAGGAACAAUGCCUAUCCCCUCACCCUGAGGAACCACGCCUGUCCCCUCAUCCUGAUGAACCAUGUUUGUCCCCUCGGCCUGAGGAGCCCCGUGAGGAUCCCAGCCAAUGCCUCACACUUGAGUUACCCUUGUUCCCCCGACCUGGGGAGCCACCCUUAUCCCCCUUGCUUGGAGAGCCGGCCCUGUCUGAGCCUGGGGAACCACCUCUAUCCCCUCUGCCUGAGGAGCUGCCCUUAUCCUCAUCUAGGGAGCCAUCCUUAUCACCUCAGCUCAUGCCACCAGAUCCUCUUCCUCCUCCACUUUCACCCAUUAUCACAGCUGUGGCCCCACCAGCGCUGUCUCCUUUGGGGGAGUUAGAGUACCCCUUUGGUGCCAAAGGGGACAGUGACCCUGAAUCACCAUUGACUGCCCCCAUUCUGGAGACACCCAUCAGCCCUCCACCAGAAGCUAAUUGCACUGACCCUGAGCCUGUUCCCCCCAUGAUUCUCCCUCCAUCUCCAGGCUCCCCGAUGGAAGUGGCUUCUCCCAUCCCGAUGGAGCCCCUUCCCCCUCAGUCUUCACCACUCCUUCAUUCCCUGCCUCCUCAAAAUUCCCCUCCUGCUCUGCCACUGUCCAUGCCCUCCCCAUUAAGUCCUAUAGGGAAAGCAGUGGAAGUCUUAGAUGAGGCUGAGCCACAGGAGAUGGAAACUGAGAAAGUCCCAGAACCUGAGUGCCCAGCCUUAGAACCCAGUGCCACCAGUCCUUUCAUCUCCCCCAUGGGGGAUCUUUCCUGCCCUGCCCCUAGCCCUGCCCCCAGCCCUGCCCCAGCCCUGGAUGACUUCUCUGGCUUGGGGGAAGACAUAACGCCUCUGGAUGGGAUUGAUGCUCCUGGUUCACAGCCAGAGGCAGGACAGACUCCUGGCAGUUUAACUAGUGAACUUAAAGGUUCUCCUGUGCUCCUGGACCCCGAGGAGCUGGCCCCUGUGACCCCUAUGGAGGUCUAUGGCCCUGAAUGCAAGCAGGCAGCAGGACAGGGCUCACCCUGUGAAGAACAGGAGGAGCCACGUGCACCAGUGGCCCCCAUACCACCCACUCUCAUCAAAUCUGACAUUGUUAAUGAGAUCUCUAAUCUGAGCCAGGGCGAUGCCAGUGCCAGUUUUCCUGGCUCAGAGCCCCUUCUGGGCUCUCCUGACCCCGAGGGGGGUGGUUCCUUGUCCAUGGAGCUAGGGGUCUCUACAGAUGUUAGUCCAGCCCGAGAUGAGGGCUCCCUACGACUCUGUACUGACUCACUGCCUGAGACCGAUGACUCACUAUUGUGUGAUGCUGGGACAGCUAUCAGCGGAGGCAAAGCCGAAGGGGAGAAGGGGAGGCGGCGUAGCUCCCCAGCCCGUUCCCGCAUCAAACAGGGUCGCAGCAGUAGUUUUCCAGGAAGGCGCCGGCCUCGUGGAGGAGCACAUGGAGGACGUGGGAGAGGACGGGCCCGGCUAAAAUCAACUGCUUCUUCCAUUGAGACUCUGGUAGUUGCUGAUAUCGAUAGCUCUCCCAGCAAGGAAGAAGAAGAAGAUGACGACGACACCAUGCAGAAUACCGUGGUUCUCUUCUCCAACACAGACAAAUUUGUUCUAAUGCAGGACAUGUGUGUGGUAUGUGGCAGCUUUGGCCGAGGGGCAGAGGGCCACCUUCUUGCCUGUUCACAGUGCUCUCAGUGCUACCACCCUUACUGUGUUAACAGCAAGAUCACCAAGGUGAUGCUGCUGAAGGGCUGGCGUUGUGUGGAGUGUAUUGUGUGUGAGGUGUGUGGUCAGGCCUCUGACCCCUCACGCUUGCUGCUCUGUGAUGACUGUGACAUCAGCUACCACACUUACUGCCUGGAUCCACCACUGCUCACCGUGCCUAAGGGCGGUUGGAAGUGCAAGUGGUGUGUGUCUUGUAUGCAGUGUGGAGCCGCCUCCCCUGGCUUCCACUGUGAAUGGCAGAAUAGUUACACACACUGCGGGCCCUGUGCCAGCCUGGUGACCUGCCCUAUCUGUCAUGCUCCAUACGUGGAAGAGGACCUCCUAAUCCAGUGCCGCCAUUGUGAACGGUGGAUGCAUGCUGGUUGUGAAAGCCUCUUCACAGAGGAUGAUGUGGAGCAGGCAGCCGAUGAGGGCUUUGACUGUGUUUCCUGCCAGCCCUACGUGGUAAAACCUGUGGUGCCUAUUGCACCUCCAGAGUUGGUGCCUAUGAAGGUUAAAGAGCCAGAGCCUCAGUACUUUCGCUUUGAGGGUGUGUGGCUGACAGAAACUGGCAUGGCUGUGCUGCGUAACCUGACCAUGUCUCCACUGCACAAGCGGCGCCAGCGGCGAGGACGGCUUGGCCUCCCAGGCGAGGCAGGGAUGGAAGGUUCUGAGCCCUCAGAUGCUCUUGGCCCUGAUGACAAGAAGGAUGUGGACCUAGAUCCUGACGAGCUGCUCAAGGCUGAAGGUGGUGUGGAGAAUAUGGAGUGUGAAAUUAAACUGGAGGGCCCUGUCAGCCCUGAUGUGGAGCCUGGCAAGGAGGAGACCGAGGAAAGCAAAAAACGCAAGCGCAAACCCUAUCGGCCUGGCAUUGGAGGUUUCAUGGUGCGACAGCGGAAAUCCCACACUCGGGUGAAAAAGGGGCCUGCUGCACAGGCGGAGGUGUUGAGUGGGGAUGGGCAGCCCGACGAGGGUGAGACGGUGAUGCCUGCUGAUCUGCCUGCAGAGGGCUCUGUGGAACAGAGCUUAGCUGAUGGGGAUGAGAAGAAGAAGCAACAGCGGCGAGGGCGCAAGAAGAGCAAACUAGAAGACAUGUUCCCUGCCUACCUACAGGAAGCCUUCUUUGGGAAAGAGUUGCUGGACCUGAGCCGUAAGGCCCUUUUUGCUGUUGGGGUGGGCCGGCCGAGCUUUGCACUAGGAACCCCAAAAGCCAAGGGGGAUGGAGGCUCAGAAAGGAAGGAGCUCUCCACCUUGCAGAAAGGAGAUGAUGGUCCAGAUGUUGCAGAUGAAGAAUCCCAUGGCCCUGAGGGCAAGGCUGACACACCAGGACCUGAGGAUGGGGGCGUAAAGGCAUCCCCAGUGCCCAGUGACCCUGAGAAGCCAGGCACUCCGGGUGAAGGGAUGCUUAGCUCUGACUUAGACAGGAUUCCCACAGAAGAACUACCCAAAAUGGAAUCCAAGGACCUCCAGCAGCUCUUCAAGGAUGUUCUAGGUUCUGAACGAGAGCAGCACCUCGGUUGUGCAACCCCUGGCCUGGAAGGCAGCCGUACGCCACUGCAGAGACCCUUUCUUCAAGGUGGACUCCCUUUGGGCAAUCUUCCCUCCAGUAGCCCAAUGGACUCCUACCCGGGCCUCUGCCAGUCCCCAUUCCUGGAUUCUAGGGAGCGCGGGGGCUUCUUUAGCCCAGAACCCGGUGAACCAGAUAGCCCCUGGACAGGCUCAGGAGGCACCACGCCCUCCACUCCCACCACCCCAACCACAGAAGGUGAGGGCGACGGGCUGUCCUAUAACCAGCGGAGUCUUCAGCGCUGGGAGAAGGAUGAAGAGUUGGGCCAGCUCUCUACCAUCUCACCUGUGCUCUAUGCCAACAUUAACUUUCCUAAUCUCAAGCAAGAUUACCCAGACUGGUCUAGCCGUUGCAAACAAAUCAUGAAGCUGUGGAGAAAGGUUCCGGCCGCUGACAAAGCCCCCUACCUGCAAAAGGCCAAAGAUAACCGGGCAGCUCACCGCAUCAACAAGGUGCAGAAGCAGGCUGAGAGCCAGAUCAACAAGCAGACCAAGGUGGGCGACAUAGCCCGAAAGACUGACCGACCAACCCUACAUCUCCGCAUUCCCCCCCAGCCAGGGGCACUGGGCAGUCCACCCCCUGCUGCUGCCCCCACCAUUUUCAUUGGCAGCCCCACUACCCCUGCCGGCUUGUCUACCUCUGCGGAUGGGUUCCUGAAGCCGCCAGCGGGCACAGUGCCCGGCCCCGACUCGCCUGGUGAGCUCUUCCUCAAGCUCCCACCCCAGGUGCCCGCCCAAGUGCCUUCGCAGGACCCCUUUGGACUGGCCCCCACGUAUGCUCUGGAGCCCCGCUUCCCCACAGCACCACCCAGCUAUGCCCCCUAUCCUAGUCCAACUGGGGCCCCCUCACAGCCCUCAAUGCUGGGCACCUCAUCUCGUCCUGGAACUGGCCAGCCAGGAGAAUUCCACACUACUCCACCUGACACCCCCCGACACCAGCCCUCCACACCUGACCCCUUCCUCAAACCCCGCUGCCCUUCACUGGACAAUUUGGCUGUGCCUGAGAGCCCAGGAGUAGGGGGAAGUAAGGCUUCUGAGCCCCUGCUCUCACCGCCACCUUUUGGAGAGUCCCGGAAGGCCCUAGAGGUGAAGAAGGAAGAGCUUGGGGCAUCUUCUCCUAGCUAUGGGCCCCCAAACCUGGGCUUUGUUGACUCACCCUCCUCAGGCCCCCACCUGGGUAGCCUGGAGUUAAAGGCACCUGAUGUCUUCAAAGCUCCUCUGACCCCUCGGGCAUCUCAGGUAGAGCCCCAGAGCCCGGGCUUGGGCCUACGGCCCCAGGAACCUUCCCCUGCCCAGGCUUUGGCCCCCUCACCCCCUAGCCACCCAGACAUCUUUCGCCCUGGCCCCUACUCUGACCCCUAUGCCCAGCCCCCAUUGACCCCUCGGCCCCAGCCACCACCCCCAGAGAGCUGCUGUACCCUGCCUCCUCGCUCAUUGCCCUCUGACCCAUUCUCCCGAGUGCCUGCCAGUCCUCAGUCCCAGUCCAGCUCGCAGUCCCCUUUGACACCCCGCCCUCUCUCUGCUGAGGCUUUCUGUCCAUCCCCUGUUACCCCUCGCUUCCAGUCCCCUGACCCUUACUCUCGACCGCCCUCACGCCCUCAGUCCCGUGACCCAUUUGCUCCGUUGCAUAAGCCACCCCGACCCCAGCCUCCUGAAGUUGCCUUUAAGGCUGGGCCUCUAGCCCACACUCCACUGGGGGCUGGAGGAUUCCCAGCAGCCCUGCCUUCAGGGCCAGCAGGUGAGCUCCAUGCCAAGGUCCCAAGUGGGCAGGCCCCCAAUUUUUCCCGGUCCCCUGGGACGGGCACAUUUGUGGGCACCUCUUCUCCCAUGCGUUUCACUUUCCCUCAGGCAGUAGGGGAGCCUUCCCUAAAGCCCCCUGUCCCUCAGCCUGGUCUCCCUCCGCCCCAUGGGAUCAACAGCCAUUUUGGGCCCGGCCCCACCUUGGGCAAGCCUCAAAGCACAAACUACGCAGUAGCCACAGGGAACUUCCACCCAUCGGGCAGCCCCUUGGGGCCCAGCAGUGGGUCCACAGGGGAGAGCUAUGGGCUGUCCCCGCUACGCCCUCCAUCAGUUCUGCCACCACCUGCACCCGAUGGAUCCCUACCCUACCUAUCCCAUGGAGCAUCACAGCGAUCAGGCAUCAGCUCUCCUGUCGAAAAGCGAGAAGACCCAGGGACUGGAACAGGUAGCUCUAUGGCGACACCUGAAAUCCCAGGUACCCAGGACCCAGGCAUGUCCAACCUUAGCCAGACAGAGCUGGAGAAGCAACGGCAGCGCCAGCGACUACGAGAGCUUCUGAUUCGGCAGCAGAUCCAGCGCAACACUCUGCGGCAGGAGAAGGAAACAGCUGCAGCAGCUGCAGGAGCAGUGGGUCCUCCAGGCAGCUGGGGUGCUGAGCCCAGCAGCCCUGCCUUUGAGCAGCUGAGUCGAGCCCAGACGCCCUUUGUUGGGACCCAGGACAAGAGCAGCCUUGUGGGGCUGCCCCCAAGCAAACUGAGUGGCCCCAUCUUGGGGCCAGGGGCCUUCUCCAGCGAUGACCGACUCUCCCGGCCACCUCCACCAGCCACACCUUCCUCUGUGGAAGUGAACAGCCGGCAACUAGUAGGAGGCUCCCAAGCUUUCUAUCAGCGAGCACCCUAUCCUGGGUCCCUGCCCUUACAGCAGCAACAGCAACAACUGUGGCAGCAGCAACAGGCAACAGCAGCAACCUCCAUGCGACUUGCCAUGUCUGCUCGCUUUCCAUCAACUCCUGGACCUGAACUUGGACGCCAAGCUCUAGGUUCCCCUUUGGUGGGAAUUUCCACCCGCCUGCCAGGCCCUGGUGAGCCAGUGCCUGGUCCAGCUGGUCCUGCCCAGUUCAUUGAGUUGCGUCACAAUGUGCAGAAAGGACUAGGACCUGGGGUGGCUCCAUUUCCUGGCCAGGGUCCGCCUCAGAGACCUCGUUUUUACCCUGUUAGUGAAGACCCCCACCGACUGGCUCCUGAAGGACUUCGGGGCCUGGCAGUAUCAAGCCUUCCCCCACAGAAACCCUCAGCGCCAUCAGCCCCUGAAUUGAACAACAGCCUCCAUCCAACGCCCCACACCAAGGGUCCUACCCUCCCAACUGGCUUGGACCUGGUUAGCCGGCCCCCCUCGAGUACUGAGCUUGGCCGCCCCCCUCCUCUUGCCCUGGAAGCUGGAAAGUUGCCCUGUGAGGAUUCUGAGCUAGAUGAUGACUUUGAUGCCCACAAGGCCCUAGAGGAUGAUGAAGAGCUUGCUCACCUGGGUCUAGGUGUGGAUGUAGCCAAGGGUGAUGAUGAACUGGGCACCCUGGAAAACCUGGAGACCAAUGACCCCCAUCUGGACGACUUGCUCAAUGGAGAUGAGUUUGACUUACUGGCAUAUACGGACCCUGAGCUGGACACUGGGGACAAAAAGGACAUCUUCAAUGAACACCUGAGGCUGGUGGAGUCUGCUAAUGAGAAGGCUGAGCGGGAGGCCCUGCUGAGGGGGGUGGAGCCAGGACCCUUAGGUCCUGAGGAACGUCCUUCCCCUGCCACUGAUGCUUCUGAGCCCCGCCUAGCAUCUGUACUCCCUGAGGUGAAGCCCAAGGUAGAGGAGGGAGGGCGCCACCCUUCCCCUUGCCAAUUUACCAUGACCACCCCCAAAGUAGAGCCAGCACCUGCUACCACUUCCCUUGGCCUGGGGUUGAAGCCAGGACAGAGCAUGUUGGGCAGCCGGGACACCCGGAUGAGCACAGGCCCAUUUUCUAGCAGUGGGCACACAGCUGAGAAAGGCCCCUUUGGGGCCACAGAGGGACCACCAGCUCACCUGUUGACCCCCAGCCCGCUGAGUGGCCCAGGAGGAUCCUCUUUGCUGGAAAAGUUUGAACUAGAGAGUGGGGCUUUGACUUUGCCUGGUGGACAUACAGCAUCUGGGGAUGAGCUGGACAAGAUGGAGAGUUCACUGGUAGCCAGUGAAUUGCCUCUGCUUAUUGAGGACCUAUUGGAGCAUGAGAAGAAGGAGUUGCAGAAGAAGCAGCAGCUUUCAGCACAGUUGCAGCCUGCCCAGCAGCAGCAGCAGCAACAGCAACAUUCCCUGUUGUCCACACCAGGUGCUCCCCAGGCCAUGCCUUUGCCACAUGAAGGUUCUCCCAGUUUGGCUGGACCCCAACAGCAGCUUGCCCUGAGUCUUGGAGGUGCCCGACAGCCAGGCUUGGCUCAGCCUCUGAUGCCUACCCAGCCACCAGCUCAUGCCCUCCAGCAGCGCCUGGCCCCAUCCAUGGCUAUGGUGUCUAAUCAAGGGCAUAUGCUAAGUGGGCAACAUGGGCAGGCAGGCUUGGUACCCCAGCAAAGCCCACAGCUAGUGUUGUCACAGAAGCCCCUGAGCACCAUGCCACCUUCCAUGUGUAUGAAGCCCCAGCAACUGGCGAUGCAACAGCAGCUGGCUAAUAGCUUCUUCCCGGAUACAGACCUGGACAAAUUUGCUGCAGAAGAUAUCAUUGAUCCCAUUGCAAAGGCCAAGAUGGUAGCUUUGAAAGGCAUCAAGAAAGUGAUGGCUCAGGGCAGCAUUGGGGUGGCACCUAUAAACAGGCAACAAGUAUCUCUGCUAGCCCAGAGGCUCUCAGGGGGAGCUGGCAGUGAUCUGCAGAACCAUGUGGCAGCUGGGAGUGGCCAGGAGCGGAGUGCCAGUGACCCUUCUCAGUCUCGUCCCAAUCCACCUACUUUUGCCCAGGGAGUGAUUAAUGAGGCUGACCAGCGGCAAUACGAAGAGUGGUUGUUCCAUACCCAGCAGCUCCUACAGAUGCAGCUGAAGGUGCUAGAGGAGCAGAUUGGUGUGCACCGCAAAUCCCGGAAAGCUCUGUGUGCCAAGCAGCGCACUGCCAAAAAGGCUGGCCGUGAGUUCCCAGAAGCUGAUGCUGAGAAGCUCAAACUGGUUACAGAGCAGCAGAGCAAGAUCCAGAAACAGCUAGAUCAGGUCCGGAAACAGCAGAAGGAGCACACUAAUCUCAUGGCAGAAUAUCGGAAUAAACAGCAGCAGCAGCAGCAGCAACAACAGCAGCAGCAGCAGCAGCAGCAACAGCAGCAGCAGCAGCAGCAGCAACAGCAGCAGCAGCAGCAGCAGCACUCAGCUGUGUUGGCACUCAGCCCUUCCCAGAGUCCACGGCUACUUACCAAGCUCCCUAGUCAGCUGCUUCCUGGCCAUGGGCUGCAGCCACCACAGGGGCCUCCAGGUGGACAAACCGGAGGUCUCCGCUUGCCCCCUGGGGGUAUGGCAUUACCUGGACAGCCUGGUGGCCCCUUCCUCAAUACACCUCUGGCACAGCAACAACAACAGCAACAUUCUGGUGGUGCUGGAUCCUUAGCUGGCCCCUCAGGAGGGUUCUUCCCUGGCAAUCUUGCUCUUCGAAGCCUUGGACCUGAUUCAAGGCUUUUACAGGAAAGGCAGCUGCAGCUGCAGCAGCAGCAACGUAUGCAGCUGGCCCAGAAACUGCAACAGCAGCAGCACCUCCUGGGACAGGUGGCAAUCCAGCAGCAACAGCAGCAGGGUCCUGGGGUACAGACAAACCAGGCUGUGGGUCCCAAGUCCCAGGGACUUUUGCCUCCUAGCACCCACCAGGGCCUCCUGGUCCAGCAGCUAUCCCCUCAGCCACCCCAGGGGCCCCAGGGCAUGCUGGGCCCUACCCAGGUGGCUGUGUUGCAGCAACAGCAUCCUGGAGCUUUGGGCCCCCAGGGCCCUCACAGACAGGUGCUUAUGACCCAGUCCCGUGUGCUGAGUUCUCCCCAGCUGCCCCAACCGGGUCAGGGCCUAAUGGCACACCGACUUGUCACAGCUCAGCAGCAGCAGCAACAACAGCACCAACAGCAGGGGUCCAUGGCUGGGCUGUCCCAUCUUCAGCAGGGUCUUAUGUCACACAGUGCUCAGCCCAAACUCAGUGCUCAGCCCAUGGGCUCCUUAAAGCAGCAGCAGCUGCAACAGCAGCAGCAACAGCAGCUGCAACAGCUACAGCAACAGCAGCUGCAACAGCAGCAAUUUCAGCAGCAGCAGCAGCAGCAGCAGCAACAACAGCAGAUGGGCCUCUUGAACCAGAGUCGAACUUUACUGUCUCCUCAGCAGCAGCAGCAGCAGCAGCAGCAGCAACAGCAGCAGCAGCAGCAGCAGCAGGUGGCCCUUGGCCCUGGUGUGCCAGCCAAGCCUCUUCAACACUUCUGUAGUCCAGGAGCUCUGGGCCCACCCCUCCUCCUGACGGGCAAGGAACAAAACGUCAUAGAGACAGCUCUUCCUUCGGAGGUCACCGAGGGGCCCUCAACACACCAGGGAGGGCCAUUAGCAGUAGGGACUACAUCUGAGUCAAUGGGCGCCGAACCAGGGGAGGUAAAACCCUCACUCUCUGGGGACUCACAACUCCUGCUUGUUCAACCCCAGGCCCAGCCUCAGCCCCAGCCCAGCUCUCUGCAGCUGCAGCCACCUCUGAGGCUUCCAGGACAGCAGCAGCAGCAAGUCAACUUUCUCCAUACAGCAGGGGGAGGAAGCCAUGGGCAACUCAGCAGUGGAUCAUCUUCUGAGGCCUCAUCGAUACCACACCUGCUAGCCCAAACUACUGUUUCCUUAGGGGAGCAAUCUGGGCCUAUGACCCAGAACCUUCUGGGCUCCCAACAGCCUCUUGGGCUAGAGCGGCCCAUACAGAAUAACACCGGGCCACAACCUCCCAAACAAGGACCUGUCUUGCAGUCUGGGCAGGGUCUGCCUGGCGUUGGAGUCAUGCCUACAGUGGGUCAGCUUCGAGCACAGCUCCAAGGAGUCCUGGCCAAAAACCCACAGCUGCGGCACUUGAGUCCUCAGCAACAGCAGCAGCUACAGGCCCUUCUCAUGCAACGGCAGCUGCAGCAGAGUCAGGCAGUACGCCAGACCCCACCCUACCAGGAGCCUGGGACCCAGCCCUCUCCUCUCCAGGGCCUCUUGGGCUGCCAACCCCAACUUGGGGGCUUCCCUGGAUCCCAGACAGGCCCCCUUCAGGAGCUAGGGGCAGGUCCUCGACCUCAGGGCCCACCCCGGCUCCCUGCCCCACAAGGAGCCUUAUCCACAGGACCAGUCGUUGGCCCUGUCCAUCCCACACCUCCACCCUCCAGCCCCCAAGAACCAAAGAGACCUUCACAAUUACCUUCUCCCAGCUCUCAGCUCCCCCCUGAGACCCAGCUCACCCCCACCCACCCAGGCACCCCAAAGCCCCAGGGGCCACCCUUGGAGCUGCCUCCUGGGAGGGUCUCACCUACUGCUGCCCAGCUUGCAGAUAACUUGUUUGGCAAAGAGCUGGGACCUUGGGACCCCCCUGACAACCUAGCAGAAGCCCAGAAGUCAGAGCAGAGCAGCUUGGUGCCUGGGCAUCUGGAACAAGUGAAUGGACAGGUGGUGUCUGAGCCACCCCAACUCAGCAUCAAGCAGGAACCUCGGGAAGAGCCAUGUGCCCUGGGAGCCCAGGCGUUGAAGAGGGAGGCCAAUGGGGAACCAGUAGGGGCACCAGGUACCAGCAACCACCUCUUGCUGGCGGGCUCCCGCUCAGAGGCUGGGCACCUGCUCUUGCAGAAGCUUCUACGAGCAAAGAAUGUGCAACUCAACAGUGGGCGGGGGUCUGAGGGGCUGCGAGCUGAGAUCAACGGGCAUAUUGACAGCAAGCUGGCUGGGUUGGAACAGAAACUACAGGGUACCCCCAGCAAUAAGGAGGAUGUAGCAGCAAGGAAGCCUUUGACACCGAAGCCCAAGAGGGUACAGAAGGCAAGCGACAGGUUGGUGAGCUCCCGAAAGAAGCUGCGGAAGGAGGACGGGGUCAGGGCCAGCGAGGCCUUGCUGAAACAGCUGAAACAGGAGCUGUCCCUGCUGCCCUUAACAGAGCCUGCUAUCACCGCCAAUUUUAGCCUCUUUGCUCCCUUUGGCAGUGGUUGCCCAAUCAGUGGGCAGAGCCAGCUGAGGGGGGCCUUUGGAAGUGGGGUGCUGUCCACUGGCCCUGACUACUAUUCCCAGCUACUUACCAAGAAUAACCUGAGUAACCCGCCGACACCACCCUCGUCGCUGCCCCCCACCCCACCCCCAUCGGUGCAGCAGAAGAUGGUAAAUGGUGUCACUCCAUCUGAGGAGCUGGGGGAGCACCCCAAGGAUGCCGCCUCUGCCCGUGAUACUGACGGGGUACUAAGGGAUGCUUCAGAGGUGAAGAGUCUAGACCUGCUGGCUGCCUUGCCUACACCCCCUCACAAUCAGACUGAGGAUGUCAGGAUGGAGAGUGAUGAGGAUAGUGAUUCUCCUGAUAGCAUUGUGCCAGCUUCAUCACCUGAGAGCAUCCUGGGGGAAGAGGCCCCUCGUUUCCCUCAUCUAGGCUCAGGCCGAUGGGAACAGGAUGACCGAGCCCUCUCCCCCGUCAUCCCCAUCAUUCCUCGGGCCAGCAUCCCAGUGUUUCCAGAUACUAAGCCUUAUGGGGUCCUUGACCUAGAGGUUCCUGCAAAGCUGCCUGCCACUUCUUGGGAAAAGGGCAAAGGAAGUGAGGUAUCAGUCAUGCUGACAGUCUCUGCUGCUGCAGCCAAGAACUUGAAUGGUGUGAUGGUGGCAGUGGCAGAGCUACUAAGCAUGAAGAUACCCAACUCCUAUGAGGUGCUGUUCCCAGAGAGCCCUGCCCGGGCAGGUGUUGAGCCUAAGAAGAGGGAAGCUGAGGGCCCUGACGGGAAAGAAAAGGGUCUGGGAGGCAAGAGCCCAGAUGCUGGCCCUGAUUGGCUGAAGCAGUUUGAUGCAGUGUUGCCUGGCUAUACCCUCAAGAGCCAGCUAGACAUCUUGAGCCUCUUGAAACAGGAGAGCCCUGCCCCAGAGCCGCCCACCCAGCACAGCUACACCUACAAUGUCUCCAAUUUGGAUGUGCGACAGCUCUCAGCCCCGCCUCCUGAAGAACCCUCCCCACCCCCAUCCCCCCUGGCACCCUCUCCUGCCAGCCCCCCUGCUGAACCCUUGGUUGAACUUCCGGCUGAACCCUCAGCUGAGCUGCCAGUCCCCUCACCUCUGCCAUUGGCCUCAUCCCCUGAAUCCUCACGGCCCAAAGCCCGAGCUCGGCCUCCUGAAGAAGGUGAAGAUUCCCGUCCCCCUCGCCUCAAGAAGUGGAAGGGAGUACGCUGGAAGCGGCUGCGGCUGCUGCUAACCAUCCAGAAGGGUAAUGGGCGGCAGGAGGAUGAGCGGGAAGUGGCAGAGUUUAUGGAGCAGCUUGGCACAGCCUUGCGACCCGACAAGGUGCCUCGAGACAUGCGACGCUGCUGCUUUUGCCAUGAGGAAGGUGAUGGGGCCACUGAUGGGCCUGCCCGCCUGCUGAACCUGGACCUGGACCUGUGGGUACACCUUAACUGUGCCCUGUGGUCCACAGAGGUAUAUGAGACCCAGGGUGGAGCAUUGAUGAAUGUGGAGGUUGCCCUACACCGAGGAUUGCUAACCAAGUGCUCCCUGUGCCAGCGAACCGGUGCCACCAGCAGCUGCAAUCGCAUGCGUUGCCCCAAUGUCUACCAUUUUGCUUGUGCCAUUCGCGCCAAGUGUAUGUUCUUCAAAGAUAAGACCAUGUUGUGUCCAAUGCAUAAGAUCAAGGGGCCUUGUGAGCAGGAACUGAGCUCUUUCGCUGUGUUCCGGAGGGUUUACAUUGAGCGGGAUGAGGUGAAGCAAAUCGCCAGCAUCAUUCAGCGGGGAGAACGGCUACACAUGUUCCGUGUGGGGGGCCUUGUGUUCCAUGCCAUUGGACAGCUGCUCCCACACCAGAUGGCUGACUUCCACAGUGCCACUGCCCUCUAUCCUGUGGGCUAUGAGGCUACACGGAUCUACUGGAGCCUCCGCACCAACAAUCGUCGCUGCUGCUACCGCUGCUCUAUCAGCGAGAACAACGGCCGGCCAGAGUUUGUUAUCAAAGUCAUUGAGCAGGGCCUGGAGGACCUGGUCUUCACUGACGCCUCUCCCCAGGCUGUGUGGAAUCGCAUCAUUGAGCCUGUGGCUGCCAUGAGAAAAGAGGCUGACAUGCUGCGCCUCUUCCCUGAGUACUUGAAAGGCGAGGAACUCUUCGGGCUGACUGUGCACGCGGUGCUUCGCAUAGCUGAAUCACUGCCUGGGGUGGAGAGCUGUCAAAACUAUUUAUUCCGCUAUGGGCGCCACCCCCUGAUGGAGCUGCCACUCAUGAUCAACCCCACUGGCUGUGCCCGAUCAGAGCCUAAAAUCCUCACACACUACAAACGGCCCCAUACCCUGAACAGCACCAGCAUGUCUAAGGCAUAUCAGAGCACCUUCACAGGCGAGACCAACACCCCAUACAGCAAGCAGUUUGUGCACUCCAAGUCAUCUCAGUACCGGCGGCUACGCACCGAGUGGAAGAACAAUGUGUAUCUGGCUCGUUCCCGCAUCCAGGGCCUGGGGCUCUAUGCAGCCAAGGACCUAGAAAAGCACACAAUGGUCAUUGAGUACAUCGGCACCAUCAUUCGAAAUGAGGUGGCCAACCGGCGGGAAAAAAUCUACGAGGAGCAGAAUCGAGGCAUUUACAUGUUCCGAAUAAACAAUGAACAUGUGAUUGAUGCUACGUUGACUGGAGGCCCUGCCAGGUACAUUAACCAUUCCUGUGCCCCUAACUGUGUGGCAGAAGUUGUGACAUUUGACAAAGAGGACAAAAUCAUCAUCAUCUCCAGCCGGCGAAUCCCCAAAGGAGAGGAGCUGACCUAUGACUAUCAGUUUGAUUUUGAGGACGAUCAGCACAAGAUCCCCUGCCACUGUGGAGCCUGGAAUUGUCGGAAAUGGAUGAACUAAGAAGCAUUGAGGCUACCAGGCAGGGGAGUCCCCCCACCCCCAACCUCUUCCCUGAAAGGGAUGAGGGGGAAGAGAGGUAGCAGCCAGAGCCAGGACCCAGGGCUGGGGCUGCCGGCUGACCGGAGCCCCUGGAGCAGGAGGCUGGGGCAGAGGGCCCUAGGCCAAGCCCACCCUGGGCACCAGGGACAACCCUCUUCCCCGCCACCGGCCCUCAGGCUGGCAUCUCUGCCCCCAGCUCCAGGAGGGGCCAGACAGAAGCAGCCAUUGGGCAUCUCAGGUUUGAGGGGGAUAUGGGCCGGGAACUACCCAGAAGCAUCUGGGAGGCAGCAGGGAGGGGGGAGGAGGAUGUGUGGCCGGGCCUCACAGCCCUGCUGCUCCCACUGACCUCUCCGGCCCAACUCAAGGCUGCAAAGAGACUUGACUAAGCUUGACAAUCCCAAAGGCCGGGUCCCACACCUGGCCCUGCCUGCCGGGUCCUGCCCCCACCCUCGCCCCCAUCCUCUUCCCUCUUUAUCUGUCUCUGUCUCCCUCUUCUCCUCUGUGUUUCUGUCUCUCUAUGGGUUGUGUUUCCUUGUUUUCCACUCUGACAAAUGCAACAUGAACGGGAAAGAGGCGCCCAGCUGUCCAGGAGGGCAAGCUGGGCAAGCCGGGCAAGGAGACCCCGCACCCACACCUACCUCAUUUAAGUGUUGGAUUUUUUGCUGUUUUGAAAUGUGAGACCCUCUCCAAGCCCCCUGCUGCCCCAACCCUCUCCCCCACUUCACUGCCCUCUUCUGAGUGGGUGGAAGGGGGGUAGGAGGAGGAAGAAAAAUCAACAACAAAAAAUCCAUCUUUGUUUUUAAUUAUGGGCAUGGGAUGGAGGUUGAGGCAAAUGAUGAUGAAGAUUGGGGAUGACUGGCUCCUAGUUGCUCUAGGACUUCCUUCUCCAUCUGGACAUGGGGGCAGGAGGGGUGUGCUAAACCUAGGACCAGGAUAUCUCCCUCCUGUUUUCCUAACCCCAUCAUGAGCCCAUUUGCCCUCCAGCCCCUGGAUGGGGUGGGUGGGGGAUAGGGUGAGGGCUAUCCCUGAGUGGCAUGCCCAUACCUAGUGAGGCAGGGUGUGGCCUGGAGCUCCCACUUUCCCUCAGUCACCAAACUGCUGCUGGUCUGGUGGGAAGGGGUGGUGAUGUGGGGGUGGGGGAGCUUAGUGUCAGCGCGGGGAGGGUGGGGGGUAUUUAUCUAUUUAUACAUGGGAUUGUACAUAGUCUUGUGGGGCAUGGGGGAGCCGGCUGGAGGUGAGAACCUUCCCCUCUCCCCCCACCCCCGGGGAGAGCAAAUGUAAAACUACUAAUUUUUGUGCUUUAUAUAUUCUAUAUAAAUAUAUCUAUUUUCUUUUUACAAAACCAGUUUAUAAAUGGUAGGGGGGCAUGGGGCGGACACAUGGAGCUCCCCUUGUGGGGGAGCCCUCUCCAUUACCCAACCUACCGCCCUUUUCCUCAACCCCCCACUCCCCAACCCCUGGCUGUGACUGCUGUAAGAUGGGGGUAUAGAGGCUGGGCAAGUCCCACCCCCUGUUGUAUAGUUGGACUAUGUUAUAACGCACAAAAGUGAGCUGACCCCAGGGGGAGCCAGAGGGUGAUGGGUUCCCUGCCUCCCUUUUCUUCCCCUUUCUGCCCAAGCUUGUGCUGCAGUUGAACCUCUUCCUGGGGGUGGGAAUAGGUAGGGGGUGGUUGAGGCCCCAAACCCCUCUCUAGUAGGGAACCAUGGGGAUGAAAAUGAAGCUUAUAUGCAGUUCUCUCCUAGGGGCUGUGGGCAAAGGGCAUUUUGUAAUUAAUAUUUUCAAGAAUCAAAUGUCUGGAGUGUAGGGGUGGGCUUGGUGGUGGCAGAUGGGUGGGCCUGCUGGAGGGGGAGCUCGGUCGCUGUCGUGAUUUUAGGUUUGUUUUUGUUUUGUUUUGAAUUUGGGGGGUUGUGGAUUGUUGGGGGUAGGGAGUUUUUUUUUUUUUUUUUAAGCUGCUUCCUCAACUGUUUCAAGCUGCAAAUAUAAGAGAGUAACACCCUCCACUCCCACAGGAACCGCUGUAAUUAAAUCAGACAGUAGGGAGAAUGGGCUGCUGCCACCAAAGCCACAGCCCUCGGAUGUUCCUUUUCCAUGAGCAAAAGGUCUAGGCUACAGUGAGGGGAGAUUGGCUCCUGUGAGUCAGGCUCUGGUUGGGGCUUGGGCCCUGGGACUGGGAAAAGGGGAUGAGGCAGACUUUGUAAGCAUAUGCUAGGUAUCCGAUAGUCCUGUAGAUUUUAGUGAAGAAACCUUAUACAGUUUUUAAUUUUUAUAUAAACUAUAACUCAGACCCAAGCUACAAGGUUGGAAUUUUGGUUGUUGGUUUUUUUAAGUACCCUGCCUGUAUAAUUGCAUCAGAAUCCUUCCCCCGCCCCUCCCCCGUGUUUGUAUUUUGGGUUGGUUUACACUCGCACAUACUCAGUUUUCAGUUUUCCCCUUUACAGUCUCCUCCCUUCACCUCCAGGACCCUCCCUCUUUUUAAAAAAUAAAUCGCUGACAAGUGUGAAUCCCGUGAAGACUUUAUUUUGUGUUGUGUGUAUCCUGUACAGCAAGGUUGGUCCUUCGUAACAACGGAUGAAAUGGUUCCCUUUUUUAAAACCCUCUCCCUGCACCCCCAGCGCCCUGUCCUUGGCAUGUUUUGUAUCAGCGAUCAUUCUGAACUGUACAUAAUUUAUGUUGCGAGAGGCAAAGGGCAAGUUUUGGAUUUUGCUUCUUCCAAGUUUGUUUUUAAACGACAAAUAAAAAAAGGACAUUUUAAAUA
Messenger RNA from Nycticebus coucang (slow loris), 20569 nucleotides. It is a transcript of the gene KMT2D, whose product is annotated as lysine methyltransferase 2D. Gene Ontology annotation, molecular function: transcription coactivator activity; histone H3K4 methyltransferase activity; histone binding. Gene Ontology annotation, cellular component: MLL3/4 complex; nucleus. Lineage: Eukaryota; Metazoa; Chordata; Mammalia; Primates; Lorisidae. The record is from RefSeq and is a predicted model, not a curated record. The transcript has 55 exons. Gene Ontology annotation, biological process: positive regulation of transcription by RNA polymerase II. The coding region runs from base 1111 to 17775 and encodes 5554 amino acids.